This is a messenger RNA of Eupeodes corollae, 5376 nucleotides long. RefSeq lists its product as uncharacterized. The record is from RefSeq and is a predicted model, not a curated record. The transcript is spliced from 4 exons. Bases 826 to 2874 code for a protein of 682 amino acids. Gene Ontology annotation, cellular component: cytoplasmic vesicle membrane. NCBI's taxonomy places the organism in Eukaryota, Metazoa, Arthropoda, Insecta, Diptera, Syrphidae.
UUGAAUUUUUGCGUGGGGGUGGUUUUUCCACCAGUUCUUUCAUCACCACUGAGAGAAGUUACCAGUGCUUUUCUGCUUUUCUAUGUUUUCAUGAGAUUUCAAGUGUGUUUGCUUUCCGAAAUUUCGUUAUCGUUUUAUUUUUAUUUUUGGUAAAAGAAUUUAAAAAAAAAAAAUUAAAAAAAAAUCAGUAAACGAUACCUCUGCGGGUUGUCUGUCCAUCAUCAUUAUGUCCGUACAUAAUUUAAGUGAAUUUUAUAAAGUAAAUAAAAUUCUUGAUGUUGUUAUAUCAGUUCUUUGUUUCUGUGAUGUGAUAAUAUUUUAAUGCUGUGCUUUGUGAAUGAGGAAAAAAGGAAAAAAAAGUCCAUAAAGGAAGAAAAAUACCAAUAAAAUGAAGUCCUUUGUGUUAUUACACACCAAAAAACAGUUACUAACAUGUACUUCAGUGUAGGUACAAAAAUGUUGCUCUCAUGAAGAGCAAAACAAAUACAAGAAAAAAGCGAAAGAAAAAACACCCAAAAAGGAAGAAGAGGAAGAGUGUUUUGUAGAUAGAUAGAUAGAUUUUGUAGAUAAAUUAUUAAGCACCACGAGAGCACAUAGUAGUUUCAUACCCAAAGGAGAUUCAAACUCUAACCAAUUAAUUAGCAACAGCAGCAGUUCCACCAUCACCCGGACUUAAAUUUAUAAAAAGACAGAACAGGAGGAGCCGCCACCACACCACAACGUAGGACAGGAGCUAGAGCAGUGUAUCACACCAGAAAUUGGAGAGACAACAAUGCAAAAAUUGCAUUGUCUUUGCAAGGACAUUCUACAAAAUAAUAGCAAAAAAUGUUUCAUACUGGGUACUUGAUUGCAACCUUGCUAUUUGUUGGAUCUGUUCUCUUCUCUUCACCGACUAGCGUAGCUGCACGUUUCUGCGAAGGCGGACAUAUAUGCUCAUUGCCAAGGGAGUGUUGUACUCAAGGAUGUUGUCCCCCCUAUCAGAGUGGACCUAGACAAUUGCCCCCGGCCACAGAUCAUGUUCUCAAUUUAUUUUUUAUAAGUCAUUGGUAUUUUUGGUGUGUUGUUGUUGCUAUACUCUUAGCACUUUUGUGUGCUUAUUCGCUAUGGAAAAAACGGAGAACACUCUGCGGAUGGGGUUUUACCGAACACCAUGUACAAUCAGAAGGUGAUUCAGCUGGUUCUUGCUAUGCCCCUCCACAGUACAGUCGAUGUAGUUCUUUUCACCAUCCUCCACCCCCUUAUACAGAGGUAACAUCAAAACCUGACCUCUACCCGUUAGUCUUCACCUGCAACAGUGAUAAUGGCAAGAAUGGUGCUAGCUAUCUUAUGGUACAAUACUUUAGAAACUAUAUUGUAAGACCGGCGGGUUCAUUAUCCGGUACGAGUACUGUAGACUCACUUAGUUCCAGUUUCAUUUGCAAUGCAAACGAAGCCAAUACCCUAGUACCACCGCCAUAUUCCCGUGCCGCCAGUCCUGAGAUCGGUUUGAGUUCACACUUCCAACAACAUUUCAUGAUCCCAAGGUCAGCAUCACAGGUUGUGUGCUCUACUGAAAAUUCCAGUCAUCAGCUACGUUGUUUGCAGCAAAAUGGCACGCAAAAUGGCCAAGGUCAGCAAAUAAUGGAAUCGGCUAUUGACGGAAAUGGCGUUACGGUCCACCACUUGCAGCAGUCUAAUCAAAUGCGCUCUUCGGAAAGCGUUAAUUUCCGACACACUAACUCCCAUGCGGAUCGACCUAACAGCAUUGGUGGUUGUGGUACAGGUGGUGGUGGUGGUGAUGGCACUCCAGGCGGCGGCGGUGGUGGAGGUGGCAAUGGUGGCGGAGGAGGAGGUUUCAUAACCUCCCAGAGCGAUCAACACUUCCAUUACAUAACGAAUAGUAACAGUAGCUUAAGCGAUAUAUUUGUGAAUAAUAGCUGUAGCGCUGGCAUCGGCGGCCGAACACCAGACGUUGCUCCGACUCCACAGCAACAGCAGCACCAAGCACAAACAACGACGAUCAAUCAAAGUUCCAGUCCAACUCCACUUCAUAGGGCCAGCACAAAUCCCAAUCAAUUCGUAGAUCAUAGCAGUCCCAUUUACAACUCCUGUGGUUCAAUAGGUGGAAUCUCAAUUACAGUUCCUGUUGCUCGAGAUGGCGAACGUGAAUACCGUGAUCUCAAUAUGUUGCGACGCAGUCUUGAAACUUGCUGUCAAAUUCUCCAGAAACAACAGCAAAUGCCAUCGGUGGCAAACUUCAAUAAUGCCGAAUCACCAGUGGCCAUAGAACUGGCCAAGAAAUUCGAAGAUGGACUGCGGAGUUAUGUUACCUCGACUACGUGCUCGGCUGUGAGUAGUUUAGCUAAUAUCGGCACACCAACGUCCCCACCCCAAGCCACGAGUCCAACCGAUGAAGUCAAAGAGAUUCUCGAUCAGAUUCGUCAAUUACAGAUGGGUGCUAGUUUAGAUGAAAAUGCCUUAACAAUUCACAUUCCACAUGCGCCUCAGCCCCAAACCCAGCCCCAACAGCAGCUUGUUGCCGACUAUAACUAUGGUGCUUCUUCGUCUUUGUCAUCAUCUGCCGCACAGGUGACUUCUUAUCCAAUCUCAAAACGUCCAUCGACGCUGCAGCAAAGCAAGAAAAAAUUCUUUUCUUCGAAACCCAACAAAGCAAUGUACAUCCCAAUGAUGUCAAGUGGCUCGAGUGCCCGUUGUUUCAUGAAAAGUCCGGUAAGUGGGACAAGCUUUCUAAGUCGAGGUCGUGGUCGCAAAGGCUGGAUAUCCAGAUCGGCCCCAACUACUCCCGGAACAGGACUACCCCCAAAUCGCUUGGGUGACGAUAGUCCUCUUCUAAACGAGCACGACGAAGACCAAGAAGCCGAGCAGAAUGUUUAAGAGUAGUAGGAUAAUAUUUUUGCUAAGAAAAACCAAAGAAACCAAAAAAAAUAACGUUGUAAACUUAAGCGCAAAAUAUAGUUUUGUAAUAGAUCUAGAGCUUUUAGAGCAGAACGUGACGAAGCGAAUAAUAUAGAAUAAUAAUAACUAUAUUUAUUGUAUUAUAUUUAAAAAAAAAAAAAAAAAACAAAAAUUACAGCUAGUUUAAACACUCGCUAUAUUUUAAUUCAAAACUAACGAAUACACUCCCAAGAGAAAAGAUUAAAUUUAGAUAAAAAAAGGGCAAAUGUAAAUAAACAAUAAGUCAGAGGCGUAGGUUCUUAUAUAGAGGUGUACCUUUACUUUUUCCUAAUCAAGGUACAUGUAAAGUUUUUAGUUCUUUUUAAUAAAUUGGCUUCCGGAAAUGUACGUGUUUCGUAUUUAGUUAAAAAAAGAUAAUUUUUUCGAAAGUUUUUUGAGCUUUUCAAAUUAAUUUUCAUUUAUCCUGAUAGAUGGCGAUACAAGUGAUAAAUAGUUAUAAAUAAAUAGUUUUUUUAACGUAAAUGGUUUUUGUGAUCAUUUAAAAGGAGCAACGGAUUAACUUGGGACAUUUUGACAGUUGUUGUCACCGUAAAGGCAAUUGACAUUUAAAUAAAAAAAACAUCAGAUUGAUAAAAAAGACUUGUUUGUUUAAAAAAAUGAAGACCAAAUCUAUAGAUCUGGAAUGUAAACACUUGUUAUAAUUUUUUCUUUUACUAGAAAUUCAUUUUUAUAAGUAAAAUAAAUGGUAUUUAGGAAAUAUAGGAACAGCUUGGAUUAAACCUUUUACUGUUUCUGUUUGCAGUUAACACCUAGCAAGAUUUAUAAAAGACUGGAAUCUUUUGUGAAAAAAAUAAUUAUGAAUUAUUUAUUAAAUUCAACCAAAAAAUGUAAUUCAUUGACUAGAGAUUGAAAAGAUUGCAAUAAUUUUUUUCCGAAGAGUGCAAAAACUUCAAAAGAAUGCAAAGAAUACAAUUUAAUGCUAAGAUCUUGAGUGAAUAUAAAAAAAUGCAUGAGAUCUCAAAUGAUUGCAGUCAAAUGAUUGGGAAAAAAUGAUUGCAAUCGUUUAAAGGUCAAAUGACUUCCUGACAUCUUGUCUCUACAAAUGACAAUCAAUGUAGAUAAAAACUGUUUCCUUUUGUCUUUUUAUUGUUGAAAAAUGUUAUGUUGAAUGUUUUGUUCCAAACCAAUUAUGAUGUCAGGAAUUAUUACGGUAUCUUCUAGAAAACAAGAAAAAUACCCAGAAGAUAUAAAAGAUGACUUCAAUUUCGAAAAAUUAGAUCUCAAAUUAAUUUUAAUGUUCAAGCUCUUACUUCAAGAAACCUUACAUACUUUUCUACAUACAUUUCUUAAAAACUUUCUGCAUCAGUAGAAUAACACAUCGAAGGAAAUACGACACCUUCGAACUUUAGUAAUAACGUUUUUUUAAGAUAGUUUCAUAAAAUGGAAAGCUCUGUUAAGUUUAUAUUGUUUAUUUUUAAAUUAUGCUAUAAAAUAAAAUAAUUUAUUGUUUAAAACAAAAAGAAAACAUUAAUUAUAAAUAUUUUAUAACUAAAAUAAAAAUUCCUCUAGACUUUAAAAAAAUAUUACAAACUUUCUAAUAACAAAAAACAUCAUCGCGCCAAAACAAACAUUAAAAAAAAACUUAAACUAAAACAUAAAAGAUUAAUAAAAAUAUUUUUUAUUUAAUAUACAUUAUUUAGUAUAAUGCACACUGGGCAUAAUAAAAAUGCAUAAUUAAAUAUUUGUAUUCUUUUUAAAAACAAUAAAUCAAAAAUAAAAACUACUACGUUUCCAACGACAACGAUUGACUAAAGGAACCUCAGGAGAGUGCUUAGAUUUGAGUUGAACAAACAAAUUAAAAACAAUAAACAAAUUAAACUAAAAACUAAAAAGGAAAAUACAAAACAACAAUAUUACAUAAACAUACAAAAAUUUAAUUUGUUUUCAAAACAUUUAAACACACACUACCUUAAAACUUAUUUAAAAAACAAAACAACAAUAAUAAUAAUAUAAUUAAAUUUUACACUGAAAAAAAAGAAAAAUAAUUUUAUUUUUGUUUAAUUUAUUUAUGUUGCUAUAUACAAAUAAAGAAACUGCACAAAAAAUUUGCUAUAUUACUUAUAGUAUGUAUGUUCGUUAACUUGGAUUAGGUCUAUAUGUAUAUGGGGUGUUUUUCAUUUGAUAUUUUAUUUAUUUAGGUAAUAAAUUCCAUGUCAUGCAAAAAUAUGGAUUAUACAUUUUGAAAAUAAAAAUAAUGUCUUUAUUGGAAAAUUAAAAAAAAAAAAUACAAACAUUUGUAAGCCCAAUAUUUGCUUCAUCUUUAUAACUGAAUUGUGAUUCAUUUAUUGAAUUGGUAACAAGAAAACUUAAAAAAUGAUUUAAAAAUAAAAAAAACAAAUAGUGAUACUGAAAAAGAAUUAUAUAUUUGGAAAUACAAACAAAAUAAAUAAGAAAAAUAAAUUUUAAACGAAUGGAAAUUAU